AUGGCAGUUCUUCAGGUCUCAAUGGGCUGUGUCUUGGGGCAAUAUGAUGAUUUUGGCAAGAAAGAAAGGUCUAUUUACUAUCUAAGCAAAAAGUUCAAUGAUUGUGAAGCUCGGUAUUCAUUUGUUGAGAGAACUUGUUAUGCACUAGCCUGGACUGCUAAUCGCCUCAAGCAUUAUAUGUUAAAUUACAAGACUUGGCUCAUUUCUAGAAUGGAUCCAAUCAAAAAGGCAAUAAAGGGAAGUGUCAUAGCAGAUCUCUUGGUAGAAAAUCCAAUCGAGGAAUAUGAAGCUUUAGAUUUUGAAUUCUCGAAUGAGUAUGUAAAUACAGUGGAGGAAGAAAUAGGAGAGCAGAGUGAUGUAUGGCAAAUGUAUUUUGAUGGGGCAGUCAAAGUAUCAGGUAGUGGAAUCGGAUCAAUCCUGGUAUCUCCAGAUGGAAAAUAUUUCCCAAUUACAGUAAAGUUAAAAUUUGAAUGUACAAACAAUGUCAUUGAAUAUGAAGCUUGUGUGAGUGGUUUACAAGCAGCCAUUGAAAUGAAAAUUAAGAAGUUAAAAGUAUAUAGCGAUUCAGCUUUAAUAAUUUAUCAAGUGAAAGGGGAAUGGCAGACUCGAGAUCCGAAGUUGAUUCCAUACCAGAAAUAUCUCAUUAAAUUACUUAAGAAAUUUGAUGAGAUUACUUUUACUCAUUUAAGUCAUGAUAAGAAUCAGUUCGCCGAUGCACUAGCAAUACUAGCUGUUAUGGCACGAAUUGAGGAAGGUAAAGGAGUACAGAUUCUUCUUAUAAAGGCUAGGGAUGACCUUGCUUAUUGCUUGAUGAUCGAAGAAGAAGUGGAUGGAAAGCCUUGGUAUUAUGAUAGUCAACAAUAUAUCAAGACAAAGGAAUACCCCACCAGGAGCAAGCAAAAAUGA
This is a messenger RNA of Hevea brasiliensis (rubber tree), 906 nucleotides long. RefSeq lists its product as uncharacterized. The transcript has 2 exons. Gene Ontology annotation, molecular function: nucleic acid binding; RNA-DNA hybrid ribonuclease activity. Lineage: Eukaryota; Viridiplantae; Streptophyta; Magnoliopsida; Malpighiales; Euphorbiaceae. The coding region runs from base 1 to 906 and encodes 301 amino acids. The record is from RefSeq and is a predicted model, not a curated record.